ACUAUAAAUAAGAGCUGAUGAAAUCUCAAGCUUCACCAGGGUACAACAACAACAACAACACUACCUUAAUUAGUUCCCACACUCAUCUUCUAUAUCUUUCAAUACUAUAUUCUCCCUAGUUCUUAUAAUGGAUAGAGUUAAGGACUUGGCAUCAAAGAAAGCUGCUGUUAUAUUCACCAAGAGUUCAUGCUGCAUGUGUCACAGCAUCAAGCAACUGUUCUAUGAGCUUGGAGCAAGCCCAGCAGUUCAUGAGCUUGACAAUGAUUCCUAUGGGAGGGAAAUGGAGUGGGCUUUGAGGGGUAUGGGUUGCAACCCUUCAGUCCCAGCAGUGUUCAUAGGUGGAAAAUUUGUGGGCUCUUCCAAAGAUAUCAUAUCCCUCCAUGUUGAUGGCUCUCUCAAACAAUUGCUCAUGGAUGCAAAAGCCAUCUGGUUUUAGCUACACCAAGGAGACACUGUUUACUUGGGGACACUUCUGCUUUUUCUUCAGUGUCCUCUUUAAAUUGUAGUACCAAAAAAAAGUCUGUAAAAAAAUAGUUUUCUUUUCUUUUGGUGUUUUGUAAAAGGCUUACUAACUCUAUGCCUACUACUGAAGUAGUAUGAAACUUCGUGCGGCUGAAAGUGACCGAACAUGGUUUAUGCAAACUGUAAUGUUUCUGGGAUUCACUUUCUAUUUGAAAUGCCUUGUGAAAGAAAAAGGGUGUUUCAAUUCAGUACAUUCAUCUAGUUUCACCGUAAAAUGUUCCUCUCGCAUACAUAGCUGAUUAGUUAUCAAUUUAAUCCAUGGUGAACAAAUUUGCUGUGGGAUAAUGAAGUCCGCAGACAGUUAUAUUUUUAAUGAAAAACAAAAGUACGUAUUCCGGUGAGAAAAGGAAUACGGAACACACCCUCAUCUCAUGGUUGUUAUUCCAAGUCUUUGAUGCGAAAAAAUUGUUUACAAAAGGAUAUCAUUGACACCAACUGAGAAAAAAGAUAACAGAAAGAUAUGAUAAGAAGUGUAUAGUUUUUUGUUUAGUGGAAAACAAGAGAGAAAGCUUAAGAAAGGUAUAUGAUAAGAAAUUGUCAAAAUAAGAACAUGCCUAUAACAGAAAAUCAGAGAGAAGAGUUAGAGACAGUAAUAAAAAAGAUAAAUUGUAUGAUCUGUAAGAAAGAGAGCAUGAGAGAAAGAUGUAAAGAAGCCUUGGAAAGUACCAUUCGAGAGAGGAUCAUCAGAGACAUACUAAACCAAUGAGAUAUAACUCAACCCACAUAUAAAGGAUUGAUACCGGUCUUAAUCCAAAACUUUGAGACAAUGAGAUUAUGGGUCUUUAUUUUUAUAUGGUGUUCAACUUUCUCAUUUUUAUUAAUCAAUGUGGGACUUAGACUUACAGUUGAAUUUUCAAGAGUAAAUAACAUAAGUAAAAGUUAAAUCUUGAAUAAAACGGAAUAAUAAUAUAGUGUGAUUUAUAUUAGUAUAUUAUUCCAAGUGUUGAGACAUUAGUAGGAGUUGAUUCGUGACCGCUGAAUUUGGGCACCAGGUGCGAGGGACAAUGAUAAAGUUGAGACAUCACUUGGUGAUAUGUUGGUUUUUUGGUUUGGCUGAAGAGAUAUUCAAAGUUUGAAGCAAGGAACGUGCAUGGCGAGCCUUCCUACCCUCGAGACAAAAAGGUAAUGCAACCACUUUUUGUGUCUCCUUUAUUAUUCCUCCCUAUCCACAACGCAACAUAUUUUAUUUUUCCUCUAUGAUUUUCAUGCGUGUGAAGACUAUACAUAAAAGGGCAUCAUUUAAUUUCUAAAAUAAUUUAUCCGUAGGAGCACGACGUGACACUCAAGCAACAUGCGCAAUCAUAAAUUACUUGUGUUUUUAUUUCUUAGUUAUUACAUUUCGCUAACUCAUUCAUCGAACCAAAACUCUUGCGCCUCGGACACAUGGAUAAGAAAUUGGAUGGUUCAGUUAUGAUGCAUAGAUUCUUCUGUGGAUUGAAUGGUCGCUAAUUCUUCUCAAAAAAGGAACUGUUUUUUGCUCUGAUUUUGUAAGCUUACAAUGUAUUAAUUAAUUCGUGUGAUCAUCCACACACGUGAGAAACCAUGUUAGUGCUGCAUCUACGUAGAGUCUCCCAAUUCCCAAAACUGAACCUCUAGUGUGAGAGAGAAUCGCACACGAGUUAGUGGGUGCAACACGAAGAAUCUUGCAGCCACCGAAAAAGUGAUAUA
Molecule: messenger RNA, 2190 nt
Organism: Vigna unguiculata (cowpea)
Lineage: Eukaryota; Viridiplantae; Streptophyta; Magnoliopsida; Fabales; Fabaceae
Product: Thioredoxin superfamily protein
Source: RefSeq, a predicted model, not a curated record